Molecule: messenger RNA, 1353 nt
Organism: Ustilaginoidea virens
Lineage: Eukaryota; Fungi; Ascomycota; Sordariomycetes; Hypocreales; Clavicipitaceae
Exons: 2
Coding region: 1-1353 (450 amino acids)
Biological process (GO): transcription by RNA polymerase II
Cellular component (GO): nucleus
Source: RefSeq, a predicted model, not a curated record
AUGGACCCGACGCUUCUCAUAGGUGAUAUCGUGGAAAGGGAUACCCUGGAAAAAAAGCCCGUCGUGUUUCCUACCCCUCCUCUGACCUCGACAGGGUUUCCGCAACAUAAGAAGCGAUGGAGAACGUCCGCAUUCAGGCAGCAGCGGUCCGAGACUGGUGGCAAAGGCACGGCGUUGCCCUCAGACCAGUCACGGGGAAAUUCAUCGCCUGGGGCUCGGAGAAGCCAAACUCAGUUUCCUGGCUUCGAUGACAUGGAAAGAAUGCGAAUCGAUCAAGAAAAUAGGCAAAAACUAGCCAGCAUGACUCCUCAAGAAAUAGCCCAGGCCCAGGAUGAUAUCAUGACUGGCUUCAACCCCGCCUUGAUACAGCGACUGCUCCAGCGUGCAAACAUUGACGAGCCAUCGCCUUCGCCUUUCGAUAAUCCUCAGCAAGGCGCCGACCGAGAAGCCCCAGAAUCCCAAGAAUCUUCCGCGCCGCAAUCAAAUCCAGCACAAUCCACACUUUCCCGGUCGGCACAGGAAUCGGUUCAAGGACUUUCCGAGUCUACGCAUCCGAAAACGCCCCUGGGAAUAAAUGCGGCGACCAGUGGAGGCUCCGGACAUACGAAGACGGUAGACGAUUACGACGAGGAUUCGGCUCCAGCGCAGAUUCCGCCGGAACUGUUUCCCAUCACUGACCAGCCCAGAUCUAUCCACUUCCCUGCGGCGCCGAACCUCCCGGAUCUGGAUCCUUCAGAUCCCAACUUCCUGGCGGCUCUGCACGAGAAAUACUUUCCGAAUUUGCCCGCUGACCCUAGUAAACUUGCUUGGAUGGCUCCAGUGCCGAGUACGGACAGCCCUGCCGACCAAGACUCACCCUACUAUCCUCAUCCUGAGAUAUCUGUUUCCGCUCUUCGAUUCGACUUUCGGGGGCGUUUUCUCUCUCCUAGAGUCAGUCGUUCCAUCCCGUCCACCAAGGGACUUCAUCAUCAUGGAGAAGCGCCUGAAGCAGCUGGGUAUACAGUCGCAGAACUGGCACGCUUGGCCCGGAGUGCCGUCCCAGCGCAGAGAUGCAUGGCUUAUCAAACUCUUGGGAGGAUCUUAUUCCGUCUUGGCCAAGGUGAGUGGGGGAAAACAGAGAAUGACCCCAUCGCGACUGGUAUUUGGGCGGCUGUAAAGAAAGGCAGAGUAUUGGAAAGCUUGAUGGAGGCAGCGGCAGGAGAAGGUGGUCACCGCGGUAGCAGGGCGUACGCAACCGAAGCGCUGUGGUUGUUUGAGAAGGGUGGGUGGAAAGAAACGUUCAAGGUGGAGGCAUGCCACGCUCCUACUGAGUGGAAGGAACAUGGCAUGGGAUCCAAGAAGCAGGGCGCAUGA